Brenthis ino (lesser marbled fritillary) is the source of this 4431-nucleotide messenger RNA. NCBI's taxonomy places the organism in Eukaryota, Metazoa, Arthropoda, Insecta, Lepidoptera, Nymphalidae. The record is from the annotation of a GenBank genome assembly.
AUGUGGCAAGCAGGCGUCGCUUGUCUAGUGCUGCUGGUACUACCAGUAACCGGGAAAGACCUGGUGGAAACCAGGGAGGAACUGCCCCAAGCCCAAGAACCAGACCUGGUUAAUUAUGACGACUAUAAUCCAUUUGGAGAAGAUGAAAAUGCUACUCCCGCAGUCCGAAGACCAGUAAAUAGAGCUCCGCCAAGUCGAUGCUUGGAUAUGGGACGAGUGUUCACGGACGGGGACACGUGGAAGAGAGACAACUGUACCCUCUGCCAGUGCUACAGCAACCGCGUCAACUGUUCCGUGCUACCUUCUUGUUUAUCAUCACCUACAACCAGUCGUCCACCACUCCCACCACCUGCAGUUGCACCUCAAUCAAGUAUUCCUGUACGGGGAAUGACUGGUGAUACCGGUGUAGAUGGGCCUCCCGGUCCACCAGGUGUACCAGGAGUGAAUGGUUUUCCCGGUGCCCCGGGUAUACCGGGUCCAAUUGGACCAAUGCCUGAUGUAAAUGCGUAUCUGGCUACAUUAGCGGCUGCAGCGGGUGGAGAUAAGGGGCCCGUGUUCGAUCCUUACCACUAUAUGCAGGCUUCUGUUGGGACUCCAGGAGUUAGGGGAAUACCAGGUCCACAAGGUCCCCCAGGACCUCAAGGUUUUCAAGGGCCUCGAGGAGAACCUGGCGAACCAGGUCUUCCUGGACCAAUAGGACCUCCAGGUGAAAGGGGCCCACAAGGAUUGCCAGGAAAAGAUGGAACAUCAGGCGAAGAUGGUGAACCUGGUCCACCUGGAGCUGCUGGUCAACCAGGACCUAGAGGCCUUCCUGGAUUAACGGGAAUUCAAGGUCUAAAAGGUCAUCGGGGAUUCGACGGUAAAGAUGGAGCUAAAGGAGAACAGGGUUUACCAGGCGAGAAAGGACCGACAGGCUUACCAGGACCAAUGGGACCUACGGGCCCGAUAGGUCCACUUGGUCCACGAGGUGAAAGAGGUCGAGAGGGUCCGCCUGGUACGCCUGGCAUGCGUGGAGUUGAUGGAGCUCCCGGACCACCAGGGCUUAUGGGCAACGUUGGCAAAACUGGAUCACCUGGUUUUCCUGGAUCACCUGGUUUAAAAGGUGAACAAGGUAUUUCGGGUCCUAAAGGCAGUCAAGGCAUGCAAGGUCCACGAGGAGAACCUGGAAGACCAGGACAGCCUGGUGAAGCAGGUCCUGUAGGUUUAGCUGGACGUGAUGGAAUACCCGGUGAGAAAGGAGUGCAAGGUCAAGCUGGAGCUGCCGGCCCUCAAGGUUUUCCUGGACCUAGAGGAACACCAGGCUUAGCUGGUGAUCCUGGGUUACCUGGAUCUAAAGGGAUGCCAGGACAACCAGGAGAAAGAGGAUCAAAAGGUGAAUCAGGUAUGAGAGGUGAACAAGGUGCUCCAGGACCACGAGGUUUACCAGGAACCAUUGGACCAGAGGGAAAAAGAGGGAAACGAGGCUUACGAGGCCCCGCAGGUAAUGUAGGACCUCAAGGAGAAAGGGGAUUACAAGGCUUAAGAGGGUUACCUGGAUUAGACGGUCCAUUGGGACCAAAGGGUCAAGCUGGUGAAAGGGGUAGUGUUGGCCUACCUGGACCAAAAGGAAGUAUCGGUGACGCUGGCAGACCAGGGCCACAGGGUCUUCCUGGACAGAGAGGUUUAAUGGGAAGACCUGGUAUAACAGGAAAGUCUGGACCUCCUGGCGAAAGAGGAAUUCCCGGAGCAGAUGGUAGACCUGGCGAACAAGGACCACAAGGUCUUCAAGGACCACCUGGACUUAUAGGUAGCCCUGGAGAAAGAGGUUUGCAGGGUGAACCAGGCAAAGAUGGUGAAACUGGUCAACCAGGACCUUCAGGACCUAAAGGAGAUGCAGGACGGGAUGGAAAUCCUGGUGCUCAAGGUCCGCAAGGACCUGUUGGUCCUACAGGUGAAAGAGGUGCUACUGGUCCUACUGGCCCAGUAGGUUUCCCUGGAAUGCCAGGAGCCGCAGGAGUACCUGGUUCACCAGGAAAAGAUGGAGAACCAGGUGUAUCUGGGCCCGCUGGACCACCUGGUUCCGUCGGGCCACGCGGUGAACGAGGUUUUCCCGGGGAAAGAGGCAUUCCUGGCCAAACUGGAACACCAGGUGAAAAAGGCGAAGCAGGAGCUCAAGGAUUAGAUGGCCCACCGGGUCCAGAAGGCCAAAGAGGUAGUAAAGGUCAUCCAGGUCCUAUUGGAGCUAUGGGAAUGCCUGGUCCACGAGGGUUAACUGGCAUGACUGGUGAAAAAGGAGAACGAGGGUCUGUAGGCCCACAAGGUCCAGAAGGACCAUCAGGCCGCCAAGGUGAACAAGGACCUCAAGGACCUGUUGGUCCAACUGGACCACCUGGUGAACCAGCUGAACGUGGUGAACCUGGUACACCUGGACUUCCUGGAGAAGCGGGCGCACCUGGUGCAACUGGAGAGCGAGGCCAACCUGGUAUGCAAGGAACUUCUGGCUUGCCCGGCUCGCCAGGCUUAACAGGCAUGCCAGGCUUAAAAGGUGAUCGAGGAUAUGCAGGAGCCAAAGGACAACAAGGGGCUACUGGAAGUCCAGGUAUACCCGGAGAGCCUGGGCAGAGAGGUUUACCAGGACAAGUCGGAGCUAAAGGUGCACGAGGUGAACAGGGAGCUAAAGGAGAUAUUGGACAUAUUGGGUUACAAGGAAGGCCAGGAGACAUAGGACCGCAAGGACCACAAGGAAGCCCUGGGCCUGCUGGCGCACCUGGUAUUCCUGGUGCUAAAGGAGCUACAGGAGAUUCAGGUAGACCCGGUCUCCCUGGUGCACAAGGCAUGACUGGGCCGCAGGGACCUGAAGGUGCUAAGGGAGAAAGAGGAAGUGAAGGAGAUAUUGGACCACAAGGUCCACCUGGUACACCUGGUCCAGCUGGAGAAAGAGGGCCAAGUGGUUUACCUGGAUUGAUUGGAGCUCCUGGGCCGCAAGGGUUAAGAGGCGUACAGGGAGAAAGCGGUUCUCCUGGCAAACCAGGUGCUGAUGGAGCAAUGGGGCCUAUUGGACCAUCAGGACCUCAAGGACUUCCAGGUCCGAUGGGUGAACCAGGACCAGAAGGUCGACCGGGUAAACUUGGCCAACCAGGAAUUCCGGGCCGACCAGGAGAUAAAGGACCUGUUGGUCAACCAGGACAAACUGGCCCUCCCGGACCUCCUGGAUUACAAGGUCCCUCUGGUCCAUCUGGACCACCUGGCCCUGCUGGUGAAAGAGGAGCUAGAGGUGAAACUGGGCCUCCAGGAGUUGAUGGGCCUCAAGGGCCUUCUGGAAAACAAGGGCCACCUGGUUUAGAUGGUAUAAAAGGAGAAAGGGGUGAAGCUGGUGCAGAUGGUGCGAAGGGUCAUGCAGGAUUACCAGGAAUGCCUGGUUUGGUGGGUGCUCCUGGAAGAGCUGGUGAUAGGGGGAUACCAGGACCUAUGGGACCACCAGGAAAGGAUGGAGACGCAGGACCAAGAGGCUCACCUGGCCGAGAUGGAAGUCCUGGUCUACAAGGACCAUUGGGCCCACCUGGCGGCCGCGGUCCACCAGGUGAACCUGGGCGUCAUGGCACUCCUGGAACGGUUGGCCCACCAGGCCCACCUGGCCCACCUGGUGAAGGUCUGGCGUAUGAUGCUGCUGCUAUUGCUGCAAUGCUUCAACAAGGCUCUAUCAAAGGCCCCGAUCCAUUAGGUGAUGAUCCCAACAUUAUGCCACCACGGUUCUUCAAAGAAGAUAUGACACUUGAAGAAAAGAAGAAAAUAGUAAUGAAAGCAUACGAACAGCUUAAAGUUUCACUUGACAAAUUUUUGAAACCUGAUGGUUCUAAAGAGGCUCCUGCGAAAACAUGCGGAGAUAUUAAAUAUCAUCAUCCAGAAUUUGAAAGUGGUCAAUACUGGAUAGACCCUAACGGAGGAGACAUGAAUGACGCGAUCCUUGUACACUGCGAUAUGCCAACUGGGGCCAGCUGCCUGUUCCCCAAACCGUUGAUGUCAGAAGAACUCACGCAUUCUGACAGGAACGAGGCCUGGCUUAGCGACAUGGAAAAUGGAUUUUCGAUUUCUUACAAAGCGGACCACAGCCAGAUCACAUAUCUCCAGUUACUGUCUCUCAAAGCGGUCCAAAAUGUGACACUUCACUGCCGCAACACAGUCGGCUAUUACGAUCCUGCCUCUAGGAACUACAAACAUGGACUCAAAUUGUUAGCUUUCAAUGAUGCUGAAAUUCUACCAAAAGCGAACAACAGACUGAGAUAUAAGGCUCUACUUGAUGAAUGUCAGUACAAAAAGCUGGAAUGGGCGAAGACUAUAGUCGAAUAUGAAACUGAUAAACCGAACCGUUUACCACUAACCGACGUGGCCGUGCGAGACGUGGGCAGGCCUCAGCAAGCGUUCAAAAUUGAAUUAGGACUCGCAUGCUUUAGU